AUGGCUGACUUUGAUCCCUCUGACUGGAAAAACACGCGUCUUCCGAAACUUGCACAGCUUGACUCCCUCCAGAGAUGCUUGAUAUGUAAAGAUUUCCUACGGGCUCCUGUGAUGACAUCGUGCAACCAUACUUUCUGCUCUCAGUGUAUUCGCCAGCAUCUUUUGAGCGAGAGCCUGUGUCCCCUAUGUAAGGCAGAGCAGUUUGAAAGCAACUUAAAACGCGUCAUUUUACUUGAAGAGAUUGUUUCAUGUUUCCAGGAUCUCCGUCCUGCUCUUAUCGCCUUGGCAACCCAAUCACAGGAACAGGAUGAUAUCAGAUCAACCCAGAAUGAAACCAAUAGUGUAUUAAAAAAUGUGGGUCACAGAGACAACAUGGUUUCUUCAAGUAGCGAAAAGGAGAAGAAAAAGCUUCAAGAGGAAAAGGAUUCUGGAGUCAUCGAGGUACCUGAUACCGAAAAUGUUUCUUGUCCCGUUUGCAAUGAGCGCAUGCCUGCCGAUCUUCUCCAAAGAAAACAUUUGGAUGAGUGCCUUCGUGGUACAACGCGACCUAAACGGCGUCGGACUGAGAUUCUGCUGUUUUUUCAACCUCGGAAGAAACGUGAAAUCGACCAUGAGCAUUUUUACUUCAGCGAAGCCCAUAAGCACCACCACGAGGCACGGCGUAUGCCAAAAAUGGAUUACGCUUCUCUUUCGACCCCAAAGCUCAAGGAAAAGUUGGCACAGCUUCAUCUCUCUAUUCUGGGUACACGCAGUCAGCUUGAAAUGCGAUACAAUCAUUAUUAUUUGCUACACAACUCGAAUCUUGACUCGAGCCGCCCAGUACUGGACUUGGAGCUUCGUCAAAAGCUCAAGCAAUGGGAAAGAUCGCACUCAGCAUUUUCUGCAGCUGCAAGUCCAAAUCCUGUGUUUGGGGAUCUGAUCAGUCACAAGUCUAUAACAGAUAAGGACUUUUCUGUGCUGGUGUGGAUGGAUAAAUAUAAACAGGAGUUCCAUGCUUUGGUGCGAGCGGCUAAACGGUCGCGAAGAAAGAGGGGUGCACUCGAAAGCACGAUUACAGAAACGACUAAAAGUGGUGUUGAUUUCGAAGAAGUCACUGUUGAUAAAGAUGAUUCCAUCGAGAAGAAUGGCUCUAAGAUAAAUCAAAAUGGAUCCCUGAACCGCGGCACGCAGAGUCUACAGGGUGAGAAGAUUACGGAAAGUUCCAUCGGCCUGUUUUCAGUUCCAGGCAAGUCUGAAGAGCUUCAUGCGGCGGAAACACCAAAUGCAGAGAAGUCAAGCGGGGUAGAAUGUCACGAGCCCAAGAUUGACGCCUCGCUUAAUACUGCGUCUAAGAUAAAGAUUAAUAGUAAACAAGACGAGGUUAUGAAUGGUGACGCGGCAGAAUUUGAUUUUUCCUCAUCCACACUCUUUGUCAAGCGUCAUGAGUGA
Molecule: messenger RNA, 1428 nt
Organism: Clavispora lusitaniae ATCC 42720
Lineage: Eukaryota; Fungi; Ascomycota; Pichiomycetes; Serinales; Metschnikowiaceae
Gene: RAD18
Product: E3 ubiquitin-protein ligase
Biological process (GO): protein monoubiquitination; DNA damage tolerance
Cellular component (GO): nucleus; Rad6-Rad18 complex
Molecular function (GO): single-stranded DNA binding; ubiquitin protein ligase activity
Source: RefSeq, a predicted model, not a curated record